Molecule: messenger RNA, 2235 nt
Organism: Apis cerana (Asiatic honeybee)
Lineage: Eukaryota; Metazoa; Arthropoda; Insecta; Hymenoptera; Apidae
Product: putative glutathione-specific gamma-glutamylcyclotransferase 2
Biological process (GO): glutathione catabolic process
Cellular component (GO): cytoplasm
Molecular function (GO): glutathione specific gamma-glutamylcyclotransferase activity
Source: RefSeq, a predicted model, not a curated record
AAAGUAUACGCCCGACGACCGGCAGUCUCGGUCAAACUUCUGUGAGGUGUGUAUGUUGUGGGUUUCCUAAAUUCGUCAAUGUCUGUCGUGAAUUUAAAUCAUAAAAAUUCCAAUGAAACAUUUACGAAAGUUGUAUCAAUCAGUUCAAAAACAUUCAAUCAUUCGAAAACAAAAAAAAUUAGUCAUCAAGCUUUCAACUUUUCGACGGCUCUUCGAAAGAAAUAUCGAUCAAAUAAAAUUUCAAUAAACAUUCGAAAGAUCAAUUGAUCAUACAAGUAAUUAAUAAAAAAAAUUCAUUGCAUAAUUAAAAUUUAUUAGUGAAAAAUGUCACGCGGGAUAUUGAAGAACCGACACAUAAAAGACGAAAAAGAGAACAAACGUUUUAUUGGGCAGAUGAAUAAUAGGAUAAUAAUCCUGUAAAAUCGCCAAGCGAAAGUAGGAGGAAAUAAAUUAGAAUAUUAUAGUGGGAGUGAAUUUCUGAACAGUUAAGCUUUAAACAGUGCAACAGUCUUUGGGGUAAAAUCAUAGUGAAGCCACGUGUCGCGCUUGUCAAAUCAAUUAUUUCGUAUUGCAUUCACUUUAAUGAUAUACUUAAAUGAUAAGGCAAACAAAGGACAAAUAAUUUUUGUUAUCUAUUCAUUCUUCAUAUACGAUAAUUUUAACUAUCCACAGACAUAGUUAUUUAAAAUACAUAUUAAAUUAAAUAACAUAUCGACACAAUAUCCGUAUGAAUUAAAUAAAUUAUGAUAACGAAAAUAAGGAAAAUUGAAUAAAUUUUCACGAGUUAGAUUUAUCAAAAAUAUUUAUCAAAGAAUUAUCAGAAUAUAAACAAAUUUUGACAAGAUAUGCUCUAUUUGAAGAUAAAAAUAGAAUUAGUCAAUAUUCAAAGAAAAAAAUUACGAUUUUUUCACGCUUUUCAAUAAUUUAAAAUGGAAGUUAGAAACAAUAAUGAAAAUUCUCUCUGGGUGUUCGGAUAUGGAUCUUUGUGCUGGCAUCCAGGUUUCAAAUAUAAAAAAAGCGCGGUAGGACACAUCAAAGGAUUCAUUAGAAGAUUUUGGCAAGGAAAUACAACACAUAGGGGAACAGUAGAAAAGCCUGGACGUGUAGCUACAUUGGUUGAGGAAAAAGAGGGUGUUGUUUACGGUCGAGCAUUUCAAGUUCAAGACAGUACAGCAUUGCCUUAUUUGGAAAAUCGCGAAUGUACUUUAGGAGGAUAUAUGACAACAAUUACAACAUUUUAUAGUCGCGAAGGAAACAGAAACUUUCCAGUCAUCAUUUACAUUGCUACCAAUAAAAACGAACACUGGCUUGGUGAUGCACCGCUUCAAAAUAUAGCAAAACAAAUCUCUGAGUGUUCAGGUCCAAAUGGGCACAAUGUCGAAUAUCUUUUACGGUUUGUUUUCCCAUAUACGGUCGUUCUGAUUUACUCGUUAAGUUAUUUUAUGCUUUUUUUUCUUUUUCUUUUAUUUUUUUUUUUCUUAUAUUUUAUUUUAUGUGUCACGCACAGAUUAGCAGAGUUUAUGCACCGUUAUCUGCCAGAAGCUCAUGACGAACAUUUGUUCACUUUGGAAAUAUUAGUGCGUUCGAGGAUAAAAGAAAUGAAUAUAUGUUUGAAUACGUUAAUGGGUGACCGAAAUUUCAAUAUUGAUAUCGAGGACAUCGAUGUGAAGGAUGACGACAAUGACUUCGUCACCAAUAACACUACUGGCAAUCUCAGGAAAAAUUCCUUCCAAUUUACUCUUCAAGUACCUGACAAGACUAUGCGUUGUCUCAAAAUGUAGUUUACAUUUGUUAAUGCUUCAAUAUUUGCAUUUUUGCAGAAUUUAAAGAGGCAAAUAGAUAGUUAAAGAAAAUAGGAUAAAUAAAUCAUAAAUAUUCUUUAUAAAUAUUUAUAUUAAAACGUUCGUAUUUUCCGAGAAUAAUUCGUACAAUAUUUGAGAACAAAUAUUAUACGAAUUAAAUCUGAAUGUAAUACAAAUGUGUUUUAAGAAUAAUGAAAGCCAUGUUUGGCAGCUUCGUAUUAUAAAAUAUAUUUGCAUGUUAAAAUGUCGCACUUUUAUUUUUAAAUGUGCUGGAUAUUAUUUCAGAUGAUAUUUAAAAAAAAAAAAUUGUGCCUUAAUUUAUUAUAAUUGAGCAUAAUCGUGUAUGUAUUACAAGUGUUCCUUUCUAUAAUUUUCAAAAUUGUAAGUUAACAAAUUUUGUAUAUUGACAUACAAAAUAUACUGAUUUAUAAAA